AUUGGUUCUCCCCCGACAAAUUGUAACCAAAGAACUAUCGUUGAUAGAUGCAGCACAGUGGUGUAUUCUGUCAUGAUCAUGCAUUUUACUAAUUCUGUCUAUAAUGCAACUAUGAUUUAAGAAAACACGUUUUCCAAUUGUUUUGCUCUCAGCUUCGUGCGUAAACUUAUUUUUUUAAAGUCAAUCGAUGUGCACCGCUUGAGACCAGGUGGAAAACAUUCAGGGGUAAGAAAGGAGUGUGUGCUCGCCUAGCAAAAGCACGUAUUCAGUACCCUAAUUUUGCCUCCAGAUGAAGUGUUUUCAAAAAUAUGUUUUGAUUAAGGUUGCGUUGGUUUCUUGUGUUGCUCCUCGCACUUGGCAUCACUUCAGCCUUCAGCGUGAAAGACUGAUCCUAUUGCUGUAAAAAGGUUGGCCACUUGCCAAGACCUGGAACAAGUGCGACUCCCUUCCCUGCUGUUAGGCGUAUUCAUAGUUAGGGGUUUGGCUGAUUUUAAAAAGGCAAGCCUGGCCUGAAGUUGAUCAGUCUGCUCAGGAAACUUCUCCGCAGGGGAAAGUAUUGGAAUCGGUUUCAAAGGGGGAAAGGUCCAGGUUUUGUGCAAAGAAUUGCAUUCCACCGAGAGAGGACAUCACUUCUCAAUUAAGAAAAACAUUGCAUCCCGAAGUAUAGUCUUUUCGUGAUAUUUUGACUUGUUCUGUGAAUACUUUUUAUUUGUAAAUAUAACCUAUAUUUUUUUCAGUUUAUUUCAACUGAAGUGCAGAAAUCACUAUAUCCAUUUGGACGCGGACAGGUUUUUUGCUUUAUAAAUCGGAUCAUUUAACCCACGGGCAUUGUCUGUCAAUUCGAUUCACAUUUGGGGUUUAACAAUUGCGAGACGAAUAUGUUUCUCAGUUUUUGUCUACUGGUGACAUUUUUAUUGGGGCUGUCUGGGUGCUUGGGCUCAUAUGUGCCCUGCGAGCCGUGCGACCAGAAGGCGCUCUCGAUGUGCCCCCCAGUCCCCGUCGGUUGUCAACUCGUGAAGGAACCGGGCUGCGGUUGCUGCCUAACCUGCGCCCUAUCGGAAGGUCAGGCGUGCGGCGUUUACACCGGAACAUGCACCCAUGGCUUGCGCUGCUUGCCGAGAAAUGGAGAAGAGAAGCCCCUUCACGCGCUUCUCCAUGGCAGGGGAGUGUGCACAAACGAGAAAGGAUACAAACCCCUCCAACCACCGAUAGAUCAUGAGUCUCGAGAACACGAGGACACCCUGACGACCGAGAUAAUGGAGGACCAACUGCAGCCUGCUAAAGUGCCGCUCCUCCCCAAGCAGGACCUCAUCAACAGCAAGAAGAUCCAGGCCAUGCGCAAGGACAAGGACCGCAAGCGGGCGCAGGCCAAACUGCUCCUCAUUGGGCCCAUGGACUACUCCCCACUCCCCAUUGACAAGCACGAGCCAGAGUUUGGUCCUUGCAGGAGGAAGCUGGAUGGGAUCAUCCAGGGAAUGAAGGACACAUCCCGUGUCAUGGCCCUGUCCCUGUACCUCCCCAACUGUGACAGAAAGGGCUUCUUCAAGCGCAAACAGUGCAAACCCUCUCGCGGCAGGAAACGGGGCAUUUGCUGGUGCGUGGACAAGUACGGCGUGCAGCUGCCCGGCACAGACUACAGUGGGGGAGACAUCCAGUGCAAGGACCUAGAGAGCAGCAGCAUCAACAAUGAGUGAAUAGGCUGCUCCACCCCCGUCCCGAUCACCGGACCCAGGGCCCUGCCUCCUCCUUUCCCUCCUGCCUGUCUGCUCCGCCCUCUUUUUGAGAUUUUCAAUACGAAAAAAAUAAAACAUCAAAUGAACGAAAGGACAGGCUUGAAUUAAGGACACCUGAAAUCUUUUUUUUUUUUUUUGUGACUGUGUGCUCAUCUCUUAAUAGACGGAAACCAGCAGGUUUUAAGCCCUUGUUUGACCCUCGGGCCCCUCCCCCACUAAGAACUUGUGCCCCUCCCCCACUAAGAGCUGGGAACCACACUAAUGAUUCAUGAAAAUAUAUACUUGUGUUGAUAUAUUUUUAUAGAAGCUGGGGUGUAAGCACCAAACUUUGUAUCAUGUAAAGCUAACAUAAAAGUGAUGAAAAAAACGAAAAUAAGGCAUGCUGAUUAUAAACAGGACUGUUUUGAUCUUUCACAUCUAUUGCUAUUGAGGUGUCAGAGGAGAUAGUUGGACCUUCUAUUGGCAGAGGUAUUUGUUUUUUUGUUUGGUUGCUUUCCAAAAAAGAAAAAAGAAACAUGUGAUAUGGUCUUUCUGAUACAGUUGACUCUAUCUGGGUAUUUGGUUCUGUCAGAGCACUUAUGAAUAGGGGAACCUGCUUGGAUAUGUGUAACUUCACUAAGUUUGUGUGGGCGUGCAUGUAUGUGUGUUUGAGUGUGUGUGUGAGAGAGAGGGGAGUGAGCCUUUAACACAAGAAUGUCAUUUUUUUGGUCUUGUCACAACAACAACAUGACAAGCAUUAUUGCUGGUGCUUGAAGUAGUCUUGAGGAUGGCUUUCUCCCACUAGCCUAUGAAACCUAUGUAUCUGGGAAAAUUGAGAGUGUUUGACAUAAUAAGCAGGUCAUUACAGACGAACCUAUGUAAGUGACUCUUUGAAUCUGUAGCUAGCCUGAUAUGCCAACUGUGCCUAUUGUUAACAGACACUGCCAUAUAGGGUAACACAGAACUUAAUGGAGAACACUGCCCCUACUGGUGAAGGGAAUACUGCCACAAAGUGCCCAUUCUCAUCUGAUCAGAACUGUGCUCAGCAAGACUCCAUUGGUCCAACUACCAGGACUUAAAGAAUAUUGGAAUGUGGCUGAACAAUCAUGCAGUCCCCCAAUAACUAACAGCAGUAAUGUGUUUUAUUGCUAAAGUAUGGACAACAAUUUGGAGAACGAGGAAAAAAAGCAUGUUGCAGACUUGCAUUCCCCAGUGAGGCUAGCUGUUUUCUCUUUGUGUCUCAGUUGCUCGAGGGUGUAGUCUUGUAUGGUUUUGUUUGUACUGUUUUCUUUGCCUUCAGUGAAGUAACAACCGCCCACUUUUGAGCCAUGUUCCUUAACCAAGUGGUCCCCUAACACUGCUAUGGUGUAACCUUGGUGUAUUACUUUUAACUAUAGAUUAAUGAAUGUUCUUUUUUAAAACAAACAACUACAAUGUACUGGUGCUUGGAAAAGGACGUGUUUAAUUUAGCCUGUAAACAAUUUGAAUAGUUCCAUGACGCCAUCCUUAUUUGAAUAUAAGACUAUAUCCCAGCUAUAUCCUCCCCCCUUUGCUUGCAUGUCGCACCCCAAAAUUGGUCCCUCCUUCUCGACAACUUGUUUUUCAAUACAACACAACAUUACUUGCAUUGGAAAUGGUGAGCAGUUAUCCUUCCGCUGAAGGGGGCAUCAUUGAACACUACCUACAGGGUCAGUUGAAAGAGUAGUUUUAUGUCUGUCUGUGUGCAAGUCACAGUGCCUUCCUACAUGCAAAUCCACAUUUGAAUAGUGACGCGAAUGCAACGUGGUAGCUGUCUAAGGGACGGAAACCCUGCUCAUGCUGAGAGGCCCCAGGGCAGUACUUCUUGGUCUAGUAUAGACAAAGGGUAACUCUAUAGGACGUGACAUAGCUCUUGUAAUCGUGUCACAAACACAUUAUGAAUCCAUUGCCAAUCCCUCUCUGUGGGCAAGGCAGACCAGAGUACCCCUUCUAUAUCUUAUUUUCAAAAGCACUGAUAAGCUACAACACUGCUUUCAAAGUUGACUGCCAAUGUAUUCGAUUGCCAGAAAAUAUAAGCCAAGUGAUAUUAGAAUUACGAGUUGGGCACACAGACUAGCAAACUGCUGCUGCUUCUCUCUUCCAGUAGU
Coregonus clupeaformis (lake whitefish) is the source of this 3838-nucleotide messenger RNA. RefSeq names its product insulin-like growth factor-binding protein 5. The transcript has 4 exons. Bases 879 to 1694 code for a protein of 271 amino acids. The record is from RefSeq and is a predicted model, not a curated record. Gene Ontology annotation, biological process: regulation of insulin-like growth factor receptor signaling pathway. Gene Ontology annotation, molecular function: insulin-like growth factor II binding; insulin-like growth factor I binding; fibronectin binding. NCBI's taxonomy places the organism in Eukaryota, Metazoa, Chordata, Actinopteri, Salmoniformes, Salmonidae. Gene Ontology annotation, cellular component: extracellular region.